Colletotrichum chrysophilum is the source of this 2187-nucleotide messenger RNA. RefSeq lists its product as uncharacterized. The record is from RefSeq and is a predicted model, not a curated record. The transcript has a single exon. Bases 1 to 2187 code for a protein of 728 amino acids. NCBI's taxonomy places the organism in Eukaryota, Fungi, Ascomycota, Sordariomycetes, Glomerellales, Glomerellaceae. Gene Ontology annotation, biological process: lipid metabolic process.
AUGGGUAACCUUUCCGAUUCCUCGGACGGCCGCCGCGACCGAAUACGCGACCAUGCCGUUACACAAACCGCCGUCGAAUUCGCCCAACAAGCCGAGAAGCUGUCACACCAGAAGCACGAGACCAGCGACUCCGCCGUCGCCGUCGAGGCCCGUUUCGUCACACCGCAGGAUCCCGUUGUGGUCACAUCAGAGGGGCAUAGGCUUCCGGGAGUUCCCCUACAAGAGGCACACAAGUUGAACAUACUGAAAGAAGAACUCGAAGAUGGCCCCGCGGUGGUCAAGAUCAAGCAAGGGGACGAGGUGCAAGACGAGGUCGCCAAUGCUGAGGAGAUUCCGGAAAGACAGGAGAGAGUAAUUUCCCUACCAACAGACGUAGAUGGCAAGUCUCUUCAAAGAUCGCAAGAAGGCUCCCUUCGUCGCCAGAUGCCGCCUUCACACACCAAUCCCUUGUUUCCGCCUCUACCACUUUACGGGCCACCAUCACUAUUUCGCGACUUCCAGUGCAUGGUUUUCCGGGUUUCGGCCUUCUUCCUCAGUCUGGCAUUUCUUGGAGUCAUUGUACUCGGCGCACUCUUCACCAGCAUUCCGCCACUAUGUACAAGGAUAUUUUACCUCCUGACACUUCGCAAUCCUGACAAGCGGAGACCGUUCUUCGAGGAAGAGAUGCGCAGAAUCAAGCUCCGUGCAGACCAGGACAAGAAUUGGAAACGAAGCAAGUCCAGCCAGAAGCUCAGCAAGGACAAGGAGUCCAUGGCUGAUGAGUUCGUCCCGACCGAGGGUGGGCCCGAUCCAAUCGUCUGCGAUGUCGGAUACUACGCGCGUCGCGUUGGCUUGGACGUCGAGGAAUUCCAAGUACAGACCGAGGACGGAUUCGUGAUUGACUUGUGGCACGUCUACGACCCGAAAGAAUACACGCCGUUGAGCGAGAAGGAGAGAGCCGACAGAGGGCCCGACGUUUUCACCACAUCAAGGAAGAAACUCAAGGAUCCCGAACAAAAGAAAAAGUUUCCUGUCCUGCUUAUGCACGGUCUACUGCAGAGUUCCGGCGCAUACUGCACCAAUGACGAGGACUCGCUCGCAUUCUACCUUUGUAAAUCUGGCUUCGACGUCUGGCUUGGCAACAACCGAUGUGGCUUUAAGCCCAAGCACGUGUUGCUCGAGUACUCCGACCCGAGGAUGUGGUGCUGGAACAUCCGCCAGAUGGGCGUUUUCGAUCUGCCGGCGUUGACUUCGCGAGUUCUCUACGAAACCGGAUUCGAGAAGAUUGGUCUGAUCUGCCAUUCCCAAGGCACAACACAGACCCUCGUGGCCUUGGCCAAGGAGCAGCGACCCGACUUGGGUGAAAAGUUGACCGUCUUCUGCGCCCUUGCACCUGCCGCCUACGCGGGACCUUUGAUCGGAAAGAUGUACUUCAAGUUCAUGAGGAUCAUCACCCCUGGCAUGUUCCGCUUAAUGUUCGGUAUUCAUGCCUUUAUCCCCUUCAUGAUGCAGAUGCACCAGAUACUUCACCCCAAGAUCUAUGGCUGGCUCGGUUACAAGGUUUUCUCGUUCCUCUUUGACUGGACGGACACAAGAUGGGACCGCGGUCUGCGAGACCGUAUGUUCCAGUUUGCGCCCGUCUACGUCAGCUCGGAAUCCAUGCGAUGGUGGUUGGGAAGGGAAUGCUUCGCAAGGCACAAGUGUAUCCUUUCUACCAAGGAGGAUGUCCGCGCUGAGGAGAAGGAGGACUGCAUCAACGGCGACGACUCUCACACACUGCGAGCCGAUGACGCCGACGGCCUUAUGUCCCCUCAUACAGUCGACGAACACACUCGCAGGCCCAAGGGCUCAACAGCAUGGUACAACGAACAAGCACCGCCGUUCGCACUCUGGGUUGCUGGAAACGAUGACCUCGUCGACGGCAAGAAGCUCCUACGCAGAUUCGAGAGAGGCCGCGAGCCGCAUCUCCAGGUGGUUCACAGCAAGGUCAUUGAUGAGUACGAGCACCUUGAUGUUAUCUGGGCUAUGGAUGCCCCGCAGCAGGUGUUUACCGAAAUCCGCGAGGUUCUGUGGAAGACUUGCAAUGCGCGGGACAAGUGCCGCAUUCCCAAAGGCUGCGAGGACGUGGCGAAGUGGGUGCCGCCAGUAGCCAAGGCCGUCAAAGGGGACACAGAGGAGAGUCAGUCGAGCAGUGACGAUACCGAGUAG